This is a messenger RNA of Rhipicephalus sanguineus (brown dog tick), 874 nucleotides long. RefSeq names its product migration and invasion enhancer 1-like. The transcript is spliced from 5 exons. Lineage: Eukaryota; Metazoa; Arthropoda; Arachnida; Ixodida; Ixodidae. Gene Ontology annotation, biological process: negative regulation of apoptotic process; positive regulation of filopodium assembly. The record is from RefSeq and is a predicted model, not a curated record.
CGCGUUGUUGCGGACAGACGACGGUAGCACUUUUCCUGCACUCACUUGUAUAGUGCCUCUGUAAGAGGCUACAACUCGUAUGCACUUUUCUCCACAGGUUCCGACUACGAUGGCAGGACAGGCGACAGUGAAAGUGCACGUUGAGUACUGUGGUGGAUGAGGCUACGCUCCUCGUUAUGAGGACCUCAAGAGGAGGAUCCUCGCACAAGUACCAAGUGCCAACGUGACAGGCAAUACAGGACGUACUAGGUCCUUUGAAGUCAAGAUCAAUGACGUGUUGGUCUUUUCCAAGCUCGAGAAGGGCUCCUUCCCCGACUUUGGGGAGGUUGUCACUCGAGUUCUGGAAGUCAGCGAAGGGAAGCCUGUGCAGCCAAUCACCGGCCUGCAGAAAUCAUAACCAGGCUACUGAGUGAGCACAGCAUACAGCAGUCUCUGCUAAGUGAACUCUCGCAUACUGUGUGAUUCAAAAGUGAAAUGGAACACAGUUCUGCAGCCAGAUCUGGUUGAAGUGUGACCAAGUGAGACUGUGGGAUGUUUUGUAUGUGCAAUAAGAACAUUGCACCCCCAAUUUAUAAUGAAUUGCAGAGGUGUGUUCGAUUUUACGUUUGGCUCACGUAGUAUGUGGGUUUGUACAAGGCAGAAGAAGCUGUUGUGAAGUGGCCCUUGCUGAACGUUUGCUCUGCUGGUUGACUGUGCGACUGGCGUCUUGGAGGGCAGGUGUGGGUUUUGGAAGGCGCACCGUAUGAUGGCCUGGCCUCAAAUUCCAGAAAAAGGGCCAGGCUUGAAGAUUCCGCGUGUCCCUACCUGCGGCUGUUUGCUCUUUUGAUGUCAUGCCUGUAUGGUCCUGGCAGCAGUAAAUGGAUUUUAUUUUCAA